AUGCUCAUCCCUUCACUUCUUCGGACCGCUUGUGCCAUCCUCGGCCUUCAUUGCCGAUUGCUUGGCGACAAGGGAGGAUCAGGUGUCGCCAAUGAUGCCGCCGGCGUCAUGGUCAAACUCAAGGUCGACUAUGUGCAGAAUGUAUUGUCAGGUCUGCGAAGAACCGGCUGCACAAGCAAAAACAUUGCAGUCCGACAGGAAUGGGAUUCGCUCUCGGAAGCCCAACGCCUGGAUUACGUACGAGCAGUGCAGUGUCUGCAUGCAAAGGAACCGAAGCAGCCCGGCGGCCUGGCACACAACAGGCUCGAAGAGUUUAUUAUCCCGCACGUGAACCAAACUCUUGAGAUUCAUGCUUCUGGUCUACUCCUCCCGUGGCACCGUUACUUCCUUCAUCUUUAUGAGACGGCUCUACGAGAAGAAUGUGGUUAUAAAGGCUACCUGCCCUAUUGGGACUGGCCCAAGUACAUCGAGAAUCCGCAAAAGUCGACAAUAUUUGACGGAUCAGCCGCCUCACUUUCAGGAAAUGGCGCGCCCAUUCCCCACGGAGAAUACCGCAUGCCUGUUCCCGGCGGCCCGCCUCCUGUGCAAUACUUCACGCGAGCUGCCGGUGAAGGCGGCGGUUGCGUCUCAGGGCCAUUUGAGAACCUCACCCUGUACCUUGAUGCUAGCAACGAGGGCGCAACUACGCCUGCCAAGCUUACACAGAACCCGCGUUGCCUGAAGCGCGACUUUUACAUGCCUAUACUAGCCCAGCAGAACUCGUACGAGAAUGUGACGAAUCUCAUCUUGAAUAGUCCCAACAUGGAAACUUUCAACCGUGUUGUUGAGAGUGACGACGGCGUCCAUGUCGGCGGCCAUUUCUACUAUGGUCCAGAGCAGCUCAACCUUUUUACAUCUCCAGGAGAUCCUGCCUUCUUUCUUCACCACGCCAUGUUGGACCGGGUCUGGGCGAUCUGGCAGAGCAGGGAUCCACGAAAUCGCCGAGAUGCACUGAGUGGAACGGUCACCUUUGAGAAUUAUCCGCCUAGUGAGAAUGUGACGCUCGAUCACACCCUACGCAUAGAUGUCUCGGGUGACUUUGUAAAAAUUAAGCAAGUCAUGUCCACUACUGAGAAUAUUUUGUGCUACAUCUACGGCUGA
Metarhizium brunneum ARSEF 3297 is the source of this 1140-nucleotide messenger RNA. Its product is annotated as Tyrosinase-like protein orsC. The record is from RefSeq and is a predicted model, not a curated record. Lineage: Eukaryota; Fungi; Ascomycota; Sordariomycetes; Hypocreales; Clavicipitaceae. Gene Ontology annotation, molecular function: oxidoreductase activity.